This is a messenger RNA of Colias croceus (clouded yellow), 1109 nucleotides long. Its product is annotated as elastin-like. The record is from RefSeq and is a predicted model, not a curated record. The transcript is spliced from 3 exons. NCBI's taxonomy places the organism in Eukaryota, Metazoa, Arthropoda, Insecta, Lepidoptera, Pieridae. The coding region runs from base 80 to 952 and encodes 290 amino acids.
UAACUUUUCGGAAGGCAUCAUUACAACAACACAGCUUGUUCUAGUGUGUUCGCAGCAAACCAACAAACCAAACUUAGCCAUGUCUCGACUUACGAUUCUCUUUGUCUUCGCAGUGGCGUAUGAAGUACUAGGAGAAGCUGCGACGAAAGGGAAGCCUGCUGCGGACUCACACACUGCCCAAACCGGAUACUACUCUCCAGUGAUCGUGUCGGCUCCCAUCCACGGAGGCUAUGGAGCCGGUCUCGGAGGGGCUGGUCUCGGCGGUUACGGUGGAGCUGGGCUAGGAGGCGCCGGCCUUGGAUUAGGUGCCGGUUCGGCCGCACCACUCAACAACGCCGGCGCAGUCAGUGCCGCACAAUUAAGCGCCAUUCAAAACGCCCAGGCCGUCCAAGCCGCUCAGAUCGGAAACGCAGCCGCCGCCGGAAUCCAGAGCGCCCGUGUCACCGAAGUCGCCGCCAGAGCCGGACAAGCCAACGCCAUCCAGAACGCCCAAGCAUUGGACGCCGCUCGCAUCGCCAACGUACAGAGAGCGCAGGCCGCCGCCUUAGAGAACGCCAGAGCCGCGGAAGCCGCGAGACGCGCCGCCGCCGCCAGUGCCUUGGAACUGUCCCGUGCCAUCGAAGCUGAACGCGUCGCCAACGCCGCCCGUGUCCAGGCCGUAGCGAUCGCCAACACCCGUGCUAUGGAAGCCGCUCGUAUUGCCAACGCUGCCAGGUCCCAAGCCGCCGCCGUCGCCGCUAGCGCUGCCCAAGCUCAAGCCGUCGCCGACUCGGUAGCCAGGAACGUUCAGGACGGUGGCCUCCUCUUGGGAAGCAGCGCUGGUGGUCUCGGCGGAUACGGUGGUGCUGGCGCUGUAGUGGCUGCCGCUCCCGCCAUCGCCUACGGCGGCUACGCCGGACACGGUGGCUACGUCGGCAACGGUGGCUACGGAUACAACAGCUACGGUCACUAAACGAACCAUACUACAGUGAUUAGACACCCAAUGUCAUAGAUAGAAAAUUUUAAUUUCUACAUCCAUUUCGUCAACCCUUAUAGAAAUGGUUAGCGGCAGAUUAUCAUAAGGACUGUGUAAAUAUAAUCUAAAUAAACUGCAUCGAAAUUGUUUUAAA